Molecule: messenger RNA, 996 nt
Organism: Salvia miltiorrhiza (redroot sage)
Lineage: Eukaryota; Viridiplantae; Streptophyta; Magnoliopsida; Lamiales; Lamiaceae
Product: ubiquitin-fold modifier-conjugating enzyme 1
Exons: 3
Coding region: 133-675 (180 amino acids)
Biological process (GO): protein K69-linked ufmylation
Cellular component (GO): cytoplasm
Molecular function (GO): UFM1 conjugating enzyme activity
Source: RefSeq, a predicted model, not a curated record
AAAAUAAAAACUAAAAAUGGAAUAAAUUGAUUUUGAGUUGGCGGUUCGUAAAAGUGACGCAGAGUAUAGGAAUAGGAAGACAAAACCAACACCAAAACCUCAAUCUAUUCGGGUCGGGAAUCCGGGUCGAUCAUGGAGACUUGGGAUCCGACGACGAAAUCCACACUGACACAGAUCCCUCUGCUGUCGGUGAAGGCUGGGCCGCGCGACGGCGCCGCCUGGACGCAGCGGCUGAAGGAGGAGUACAAGGCGCUGAUCGCCUACACCGCGAUGAACAAAUCCAAGGACAACGACUGGUUCAGGAUCUCCGCCGCCAACCCGGAAGGCACCCGCUGGACCGGCAAGUGCUGGUACAUCCACAAUCUGCUCAAAUACGAGUUCGAUUUGCAGUUUGAUAUACCCGUUACUUAUCCUGCCACCGCCCCUGAACUUGAGUUGCCCCAACUCGAUGGCAAGACCCAAAAGAUGUAUAGAGGAGGGAAGAUAUGCCUGACCGUCCAUUUCAAGCCGCUGUGGGCCAAAAAUUGUCCUAGGUUUGGCAUAGCACAUGCCCUUUGCUUGGGCCUUGCACCAUGGCUUGCUGCUGAGAUUCCUAUUCUCGUUGAUUCUGGAAUGAUCAAGCACAAAGACGAUACAGCGGUAUCCAGUGAAUCUUCCGAUGUAAAGGCUGUUUGAGUACUAACUUCAAUCUUAACGAAUUCUACAGUGUGGUAGGAACGCUGACAUUGAGCCUAAACUUUAUCAAAAUUAAAAUAUCCAAAUCUUCGAGAGUUUGGUCUUUGUCCGGGAUGUGAAACCUCUUGAAAUGGAUGUUUUUGACUUGUCUCCUUAUAGUUUGUUCCAUGCUGAGUUCGUUUUCUUCUUAGUUGGUGAAGCUACUUCCAGAUAUCAUAUCGGGUAUGUCGCGCUUGAACAAAUUGUACACAAAAUCUAAUAAUGUGCAGAACAUGUUUCUGAAUCUUGCAUCUAUACAAGUGAUAUUAACUAUUUCUGGUA